UGUGUGUGUGUGUGUGUGUGUGUGUGUGUGUGUGUGUGUGUAGCCGUGGGUGUCCUGGUUGAGGAGCGACCCCAGACGGGAGGGGUGCGUCCUUGCCAAGCAGAUCCUGGGCCUUUACGUCUGGGACCCCUUAGCGCCGACCCUGGGCCUCUGAGGGGCUGGCUCACCUGCACAGGCCUUGGUGCCACCGGCUCUUGUCACCAGGGGCCACGAGGGGAUGGGGGCAGGUUAGGCCCCGAGGCCACACAGCUGCAGCCCUGGCUUUCACUCUGAGUCACCCGGGGGCUGUGCUCACAUUAGAGACCCUCUCUUCUCCUCCCAGCUCCUGUGCGGUGGCUGCCAGGGUCUGAAAGAACUGAGUGUCUGCAACAUCCCACGGCCUCGGGCAUCCAGGCCGGGGCCCUCCCCUGGUGCCCUCCAGGCCUUCACACACACAGAUACACGCGCGCACACAGAUACACGCAUGUGGAUGCACAGACACAGCCACCACCUGCCGCGGGCUGUGUGGUCUGCGGGAAACCCCAUCAUGGUGGCCGCUCGGUCACAGUGGCUCCCCGCCCCCAGGUCAGUGUUUCCCCCGAGAGAGCGAGAGUGGCCCCAUGAGGAGAAGUGGCUUUGCAAGGCGUGCCUCACGCUCAGGCCCCAGUCACUGUCAACCAACAGCAACUGAAUUGGCAGCCGUCUGUCUGUCCUUCACCCGGGACCCCAGGCCUAGUGAACUGUGCGACUCCUAAGCCGCUUGCCGACCACCCACUGUGUGCUGAGAAAGCGACCGCCCACUGUGUGCAGAGAAAACGUGUGUCCUGGAGGCGGGAGCAACGGGACAGGGUCACUGAGCCGCCCUCUGUGAUGCCAGCCAAGGCCCGGGGAGCCAGCAUCGCUGGGCCCCACCCAGCCCCCGCCCAGGACGGGGCUCCCACGGCGGCUGCACCCUCACAGCGCCCACCAGGCAGACGUGGAAACGGGCCGGUUACGAAGCUGCUGUGAAGCCAGACUGGUCGCUAAUGUUCUGACGCAGACCCGGGCCCUGCAGACGUGGGUUUACGACGCAAGGGCACAGCAGGGGCGGUUCCCAGGCCCACUUGAACUUUUAUGUGUCCGUGGCCGUUGCUAGUCAGUAAUAUUUGAUGUCAGUUUCCAGUACAGUAUGUGCUUUGCAUUGAAUGGCCCUGGGAAAGUUCGAGAGAAACCUGGAAAGAAAAAGACUGCACUCUAGGUAGAUGGGGAAACUGACAAACAUGUUUUCUAACAAGAACAGAAGUGAAUGCUUCUAGAUCAGCAAAGAGGAAGGAACAUUUUUAACCUCGGAAAUUGCUGAGAGCAACAAACGGGGCUACGUGACAAUGGAGACCUAGAGACAGUGAAAAUGGCUGAGAAACCAGCCUGGGGAAAUAUCUGAACCCAAUGGGGCCCUGACUUAGCCUCGACAAUGAGCUCACACACAGGGACAGUAACACAUGGUCACACCAGACAGGCGCGGGAAGGGCGCGGUGAGACGCGAGAGCAGCUAAAUGUGCAGAGACGAGCUCGCUGUGUUGGAAGAAAUGCAAAUUAAAGUGAGGUGCCCUUUGCGUUACCCAUAAAAGUGGGGAAAUAGGCUUUACCGGUGGACAUGCCCAGGGAGAUGGCCGCGCCCAGGACCCCAACAAAGCCACAAGGUGACCAAUCACUGUCCCUCUCGGGCCCUGGGAGUCCCGUAGCCUCUGACCUUCACCAGGGCACUCACCCCGUGAAAACGGCACCAAAGAAGAAGAAAGAAAAAAACCACAGUCUUACGUGCAGUUAUUUCAGACACAUUUCCACAACAGCAAAAAUAAUACUGGGCACAACCUCAAUGUAAAAAAUUAAGGCGCUAGAAAAUUCAGCAACCCAAAGAAACGUGCAGUGAUGCGGCUUCUGCCUUCUAAUCCGCAUGUGACUGACACGGCGGAGUAAAAACCAAACAGGCCCGACUGGGUGGCUCAGUGGUUGAGGGUUGACCUAGGAACCAGGAGGUCACGGUUCGAUUCCUGGUCAGGGCUCCGUCCCCAGCGUGAGGCGUGCAGGAGGCAGCCGAUCGAUGAUUCUGUCUCAUCAUGGCUGUUUCUCUCGCUCUCUCCCUCUCCCUUCCUCUCUGAAAUCAAUAAAAAUCUAUAUUUUUUUAAAUUGGCGGGGAGAGUUGUAAGCGCCCACAAAGGAGCGGAAGUAAAACGAAAACCUACCCUGAAAGCAGUCCAGGUCGGGCCUCGGCUGCCCGUGUCUGGGUGUGUCUGUCUCACGCUCCUGCCAGUCACCGUGAUGGACAGAGAAGCCCCGAGGCUGAGGGAGGACCCCCCCUUUGGCUUUGUUGACCCCUGACAGCAGGUGGCCAGGCAUCUCAGAAAGGGGAUUGAUUUUCUCCUCCUCCUGUGGGGAAGGGAGGACGCGGGCCUGGGUCCCUGGACCCGGGCUGGGCGCCCACCCGGGGAGGCCAAGCCGAGGCCCCAGUGCGGCCUCUGCUGCUUCCUGCCAUCAGACAGGUUCCGAAAGGCCCCGGGGCCCAGGCCCGCAGAGAGAAACCCCGUGUGCUCUGGGCCACCGACUUCCCUUGGGUGCGAGACCACAGCCCAGGAAGCAAGAGUCUCUGUGUUUUUAAUAAACAACCUAUUUCCACUUCCCCCACCCCCGCCCAGGCCCCGCUCGGCCGCUCGCCCAUCUUCUCGUUCCCCUGGCGUUCGUCUCUCCGUUUCAGAAUCCCUGGCGCUUUGGGGGCUCCGGGCAGAGGGUGCCCAAAGGGGGUGACGUCCAGGGGCUCUGGCCUGGCAAGCGGGCACGGCCUGAUGCCAUCAGGGGAAGGAGGCUCGGCCCCCAGGCCACCAGGAUGUGGGUGCCACUCCCAGCACCUGUGGGAUCAGACAUCAGGGCAACGUCUCCGCAUCUCCCAGCCCUCAGAUUCCACCCCCUGGGGUGUGGGGGGCAUCAGGGGUAACCCAAGCCCGGGGGCUGGAGCAUCCUGGAGGGAGGAGCAGACACCCCGUGGGCCCCGGCCUCCUCUCUUGUUGCCUUUGUCCAUCCGUAACAGGCCCGGGGAGGACCCCCUGGACACAUGCAGUUCCCGGGGGUUCGCGUGGGCCACAGGGACCCCGGGCUGCCAUCUUCGCCCCCAGAGCAGUCCUGGAUCGAGGCCCAGGUGGAUGAGGACAACGCCUGCCUCUCAGACUCUCGGAAGGGCCCUGGUUUCAAUCAUAAAUGGCUCAGCGGUUGAGCAUCGACCUGUGAACCAGGAGGUCACGGUUCGAUUCCCGGUCAGGGCACAGGCCCGGGUUGUGGGUCUGGGUAGGGGGGCGUGCAGGAGGCGGCCGAUCAGUGAUUCUCUCUCCUCAUGGACGUUUCCCCUUUCCUUUCUUCUUCUGCAUUCAGACAUUUACCCCAGCAUUUCAGGGAGAGGGAGGGAGGUCUGCAGUGAGGAUGAAGGAGCAGGAGCGGGUCUAUUCAGGAGAUGAAGUGCAACAUUGUUGCCGGCUCAGCAGAGAGCAGUCAGGGCCCGCCUGGGUGCUCCUUGCGGACUGAGUACCUGGAUGUCACCUGGCCAGAGAGGCCCAGCCACAUGUCAAAUGCACCUGAGAGCUCUGGUGACCGGCCAGCCCCUGUGUGGGAGGCAGGUCCCCGGCCCAGGCUCCCUGCAGGACGGUGGAUGGGCACAGGCGAGGCCCCAUCCCCACGGCCCACGCCAGUCUCAUGCGGCUCUGUCUCCGCACCUGCCCACACAGCAGCCGGGAGCCUGGGGGGCUCCAGGGCACCCCCGCUCUUGCACCCCGACAUCAGGCGGCUCCCCGGGGCGGCCAGGCGGGGUUCCCAGCCCCGAGGACUUUUCCUCCACGGACCCAGCAAUGAAGUUUCCAUUCCUGGCCCGGGGCCACCAUCUGCAGUGGGGGAGCUGCCCCACCCCGACACCCUCCUCCCCUCCUCCACCACCACCUUCCUGCCCACCCAUCCCCUGGGCCCGGGAGGCAGGAAGGGAGGUGCUGGGCACCCACAGAACUGCCGCCACCACCUGCGCCCCGCGCUGCGUCCUGGGUGCGCACAGUCCUGGCCCCGCCAUGCCCCCCACCGCGCCGCCCUGGAGCCCCAGCCCGACAUCGGCGCCCUGGGAGUACUCGGGGUCCGGGUCCGGGUGGGGCGUCCUGGACGAGGAGCUGGCGCUGUGCGCGGCUGGGGAGCUGCCCCACGCGCGCGCUGUGGUCCCCGCGCUCUACCUGACGGCCUGCGCCCUGGGCCUGCUGGGCAACGGGCUGGUGCUGCGGCUGCUGGCCCGGCGCGGCCCGCGGCGGCUGGCCGACACCUUCGAGUGGCACCUGGCGGCCGCCGACCUGGGCCUGGUGCUCACGCUGCCGCUCUGGGCCGCGGCCGCGGCGGGGGGCGGCCGCUGGCCCUUCGGCCGCGCGCUCUGCAAGCUCAGCAGCUUCGCCGUGGCCUCCUCGCGCUGCGCGGGCGCCCUGCUGCUGGCCGGCCUGGCCGCCGACCGCUACGUGGCCGUGGUGCGCCCGGUCGGGGCGCGGCCGCUGCGCUCCCCGCGGUGCGCGCGCUCCCUGUGCCGGGGCGUCUGGGCCGCGGCGCUGCUGGUCGGGCUGCCCGCCCUGGUCUCCCGGGACCUGCAGCCGCGGCCCGACGGCGCGGGCAGCCAGUGCGGCGAGCGGCCCUCGGACGCCUGGCAGGCGCUCGGGCUGGGGCUGCUGCUGCUGACCUGCGCGCUGCCGCUGGGCGCCUCCCUCUUCUGCUACUGCCGCCUGGCGCGCCGCCUGCGCCGGGCCCCGCGCCUCGGCCGCCUCCCCGCUGCCUCGCUGCGCAUCAUCUGCGCCGUCGAGGGCGCCUUCGUGGGCUCCUGGCUGCCCUUCGGCGCCCUGCGCGCCGCCCUGCACCUGGCGCAUCUCCAGACGCUGCCGCUGACCUGCCCGCUGCUGCGGGCGCUGCGCUGGGGCCUGGCCCUCGCCACCUGCCUCGCCUUCGGCCACGGCUGCGCCAACCCGCUCAUCUACCUGCUGCUGGACCGCUCCUUCCGCGCCCGGGCAUGGCGCCUGGCGCGCGGGCUCAGCUCCGGGGACCCCAGCGCCGACGGGCGGGGCGCGGCCGACAGCGGGGGACAAGCGCGGACGGAGAGCCGGCACCUGGCCCGCGCGCGCGUAGCGGCCCCAGCCCCGCGGAGGCCCCGGGAGGCGGCUGGAUCUCCGGCGCGUCUCCUCUGCUGGUAGCGGGCCUCUCCGCGGGCACCGGGGUACCGGGUCUUCUCCGCCGCCGUCGGCUUCUCCGAACCUCAGCGCUUCCUGGACGCCCCCCUCCCCAGCCAGGCUGCGGGCCCAGCGCUCCCUCCGCGCAGUGGGCGCCUGGGCGAAGGCGCUCCAGUCCCUUCAGGAUCCCGUGAAGCCAGCGGACAGCAGCGGGGACACCCGCAGGCUCGCCAGGCACAGGAGAGGGGAGUGGGUUCCCCGCGGCACCCCGGAAUUUCCAACUCAGAGCCCCAAAGCCAUUGUCUUCAGCUGCAGCUUCUCUGGCCCCGACGACAGCCUCCGUCUCCUAAGAACCGCACCAGACCUCGCGCCUCUCCAAAAACCUCCCGCCAGUGGGAACCAGCCGCCCUUUGAGUGUCAUCUCUGGCGACUGGGCCGAGUCAUGAGUCACCAUCGAUUCAGAUUCUCGCUUUCAAAGUUCCCCAAAGCCCUGGGAACGGGCCCGUGUCUGCCACCCGGUGUAUUCGCCCGGGGAUGGGUUUCCCCGCUCCCGGGCAGCGGGACUCACCUGGCAGCCACCUGGCCCUUCCCUGGGACCCGGGACCGGGAACCCGUCGCCAGGGGCGGGGGUCUCUGUGCGCAUCACCGCCCUCGGUCCCCGCUCUGCUCCCCGGAGCCUGGCCGGGUGCCUCUGUGCCUGAGCGGCCGCCGUGAAAUGAGUGGCAGGGGCGGCUGAACUGGGGGGUCAGACCACGCUCCACGGGGGCCCCUGAGGUUGGCCUCGGGCCCCUGAGGAUUUGGGGUGAUGCCCCCACCGUGGGCGGUAGCCGCAUCCACCUGGGCGGAGCCAUCCACAGGCCAGCGGCGGCGCUCGUCGGUUCUUCUGCUUAUUAUUAUUUUAAAAGACGUUUGUUUCCCAGUUUGAAGGUCACCGAGGGGAAAAAACAAAACAACACAAAUGCAAGGGCACCUGCCAGCCAGGUGUCGCUUCAAAGAGGGGACGUGCCCUUUGUGGGUUUCACAUGGGCACCAGCCGGCUCCUGUGGGUCCUGGGACCACCGGGGACAGGUGUGUGGAUUAUCCGCUUUCUCCGCAUUCUGCG
This is a messenger RNA of Myotis myotis, 6285 nucleotides long. RefSeq names its product G protein-coupled receptor 25 (gene GPR25). Gene Ontology annotation, biological process: G protein-coupled receptor signaling pathway; immune response. NCBI's taxonomy places the organism in Eukaryota, Metazoa, Chordata, Mammalia, Chiroptera, Vespertilionidae. The record is from RefSeq and is a predicted model, not a curated record. Bases 3537 to 5207 code for a protein of 556 amino acids. Gene Ontology annotation, cellular component: membrane. The transcript has a single exon. Gene Ontology annotation, molecular function: G protein-coupled receptor activity.